AAAAGACAAAAGGCAAAAUAAAAAAUCCGCGAUUUGCCCCAAUUCGCGAGACGUUAGGUUUUGUUCUUCACCAAUUCAUCAUCUUUUAUAAAUCAUUCUGUUCAAUUCUACCUCGAAUCACCGCCAUGGAUUUCAAGGUUCCGUUUCUCCUCCUCAUAGCUGUCUCAUGCUUUCCCUCUAGCUUCGCUUCAUCGUCGCCGUCCGUUUGCAAUCACGAAUCCGAGCUGUUCCGGUUCGAUAUACACUCCAAAUGCCCUCCUUCUAUGUAUCCAACGCCUCCUAUCGAGGUAGAUGGAGACUCACUUGACAGGGUAAUGGCUUUCAACCAUGAUGGGAAUGCUUAUAUGUCAGUGCUAUUUUACGCUUCCUGGUGCCCCUUCUCACGUGCUCUGCGCCCUAAGUUUGAUAUGUUGAGUUCCAUGUUCCCUCAGAUACACCACCUAGCUGUGGACCAUUCUCAAGCACUACCAUCUGUCUUUUCAAGGUAUGGUAUCCAUAGCCUACCUUCAAUCCUGAUAGUAAAUCAAACUUCAAAGGCGCGGUACCACGGUCGAAAGGAUCUUACAUCCCUGAUUGAGUUUUAUGAGGAAUCAACAGGUCUCAAACCUGUUCAGUAUGUGUCUGAACCGGAACCAACAACCAGCUUAGACGCUACAGAUGGUAGCCUCAUCACAUGGUUGCGCAAAGGGACAUCUAUUAGUGAAAUAUUCAAAGGAGAUCCAUUCCUGGUGCUGUCUCUGGUGUUUGUCUGUUUACAAGUGGCAAUCCUCGUCUUCCCCAUGGCAGAACAGCGUUUGAAAGCGUUGUGGGCUUCUUACGUUCCCAAUCUGAACCUGGAAAGAUUUGGAGAGGUGAGCCAAGUGUUCAGGCGUGCUCUUCACAUGGUGGACGUGAGGAGGCUGUGGUUGAAACUAACACUCGUCAAGACAAGGAGCUUCCAUGAAAGGGCGAAGAACGCUCGAGCAUGGGCUUCAUCGCUAGCAUCUGUCUCCCUAGGCCAAACUUCAUCAAACCAGUCCUGAGAAACAUCCUUGUAGUAGUAUAUUGUCAGCACUGGGAAGAGAUAAGCAUCAAGUGAGUUCUGGAACUCUGAGUUUGUUAGUUUGUCUGCAGGAAAUCAUGUAAAUCCAGGGACAUCUUUGCUUCUGUUUGUGAAUAUCUUUCACUCUUUUUUUUUGGUUUUAUAAAAAGUUGAGAUGUCUGUUUUUGACCUCAUUUCUUUUACUGAAUAAUUUGACUGAGUUGA
Molecule: messenger RNA, 1246 nt
Organism: Brassica oleracea var. oleracea
Lineage: Eukaryota; Viridiplantae; Streptophyta; Magnoliopsida; Brassicales; Brassicaceae
Product: 5'-adenylylsulfate reductase-like 5
Exons: 4
Coding region: 126-1022 (298 amino acids)
Source: RefSeq, a predicted model, not a curated record